AUGUACCUUUCUCCCUGGGCUAUUUACUACCUAAACCCAAUGGAUUUGGUGAAUAUUUAUCAUCGACAUGGUGUGCCUGAGUGGCUGAGCCAGCCGCCCAUGUGCCCCUCCGGUGCUGCGCGGCAGCAACAUCAUUGGCUGCGAGUUCGUGAAGGCCCCAAGAUUGAAGCGAAGAAGGCUGCACCAGCGCCAUCCUUUCCCGAUGGCGUCGAAGUAUGGUGUGACUGUCCGGAUGCGGCACUAGACAUAUGUUUCGUCCACGGCCUGACCGGUGAUCGAAAUCAUACCUGGACCGCCGAUGGGGAGAGAGUACCGUGGCCAAAGACGUUUCUACCUCCAAGACUCGCCAAGACCCGUAUUCUCACCUAUGGGUACGACGCAUAUGUCGUCAAGAAGACGACCGCCUCUGUCAACCGCCUCCUCGACCACGCGAACAAUCUGCUGCAGGACUUCUCGACAGAUAGAGCAAUUUGCGGUGUCGGGAAACGACCAGUCGUCUUCGUGGCACACAGCCUGGGGGGCCUUGUGUGCAAGAAGGCGAUCUUGCAAUCAGCCGAGAGUCCACAGCCUCGACUUCGUGCCCUGUUCGAGAGCACCAAAGGGAUAAUCUUCCUGGGCACACCGCACGAUGGAAGCUCGAUGGCCGCCUGGGCUAAGAUCCCAGCCUCUGCCCUCAGCCUCGUCAAAUCAACCAACCUGUCCUUACUCGGUGUUCUUGGGAGCGACAACGAGCUGCUCGAGUCAAUUCAAGUCAGCUUCCGCAACCUAGUGCGCACCUCCAAGGCAAACGGCAAGCCUAUUGAGGUGACGUGCUUCUUUGAACAACUUCCCAUUCUCGGUGUUGGCGUGGUUGUGUCCAAGAGGUCUGCAGCGAUCGCAGGCGAGGAGGAGCCCAUGUCAAUCAACGCCGAUCACAGAGGGAUGACCAAGUUUACCUCUGUUGAAGAUAAUGGAUUCAAGCGACUGUUUGGAGAGUUGAUUAGGUGGAAGAGUGAGAUCGAUGCUGAUAACUUGCUCCCAACCGACUCGAGGCCCGAUCCUGAUAUUCGCUCUCAUGACAUCGAACGCCCGGUCGAAGGCACGUGCGAAUGGCUUCUAGAGCACACAACAUUGCGGGAGUGGGCAGAGCGCCAACGCGGCAUGCUGUGGAUCAAGGGCAAGCCUGGAUCUGGAAAGUCAACCCUUCUGAAAUAUGCUUUUGAAAAGAGACAAAGGAUAAUCAGCACCGGAGAAGACAGCCUUGUGUUGUCAUUCUUCUUCCAUGAUCGCGGCAACCACCUGCAAAAGUCUCCUGUAGGCUUCCUGCGGUCUCUGGCCUACCAGAUAAUCAGACAAGUCCCAGAAAUAUUGACCGGUUCUGGCGACCCGUUCCAACAAAGAUGCCGGGAAGUACAUCGGCAGGGAGAUAAAGGCGAGUGGCACCCCAGGGAGUUGCAAGACUUUGUUGAGCAGUCCCUGUCCAAGAUCCUCGCGAGCCGCGGAGCAUGGUUGUUUGUGGACGCCCUCGACGAAUGCGGCAAGGCGAGUGCUGUUGAGAUGUUCAAGUGGUUUACACACCUGAUGAAGAAGCUCUCGGUAUAUGGCUUUGGCCUCCACCUCUGCGUCAGUUGCCGCCACUACCCAAUUCUAAGCCAAGCUUGCGAGUUCGAGAUCUGCCCAGAGCACCAGAACCGGGAAGACAUGUCUGCCUAUGUUCAAUCUCGGUUUCAGGGCUCUGGUUCUCUUCAAAAGUCUAAAAUUCCGGACCUGAUCACAUACCGUGCUUCUGGUGUCUUCAUGUGGGCUCGGAUUGUCAUCGAUGAAGCGAUAAAUCUCGAUAACGAAGGAGAGUCGCUCGCAAGCAUCGAAACCAGAGUCACCUCCAUUCCGAAGAAGCUGGACGAACUAUACAGUGAGCUCAUAGGACACAUGAACGACAAGCCAAACUCUCUCAGACUUAUUCAGUGGGUAUGCUUUGCCCGACGGGCCUUGACGUUGAGCGAGCUCCGUUGGGCCAUGGUCAUCGACCCUGAAUCUUCUAACCGGCUUUGCGAAUACUACUCUCAGCACCAUGACUAUAUCCGGGACAAAGACCAAUUGAAGAGACGUAUCCAAACUCUUAGUUGCGGGCUUGCUGAAAUUCUACCGACCGAGGAAGGCCAUGUCCAACUGGUUCAUCAGUCUGCAAAGGAUUUCCUUCUCGAGCGAGGCUUGGCGAUGCUCGACUACAAGGCGUCGUCGCCACAUGGCACUGUCGUGGGGAAGGCACACUUCUGCCUGGCAAAGUCCUGCUUGCGUUACCUCGCCCUGGAUAUCAUGGCGGAUUUCGAUUCAAUGAAGAGGAAGACAGAGGAUAGCAUCAAGCUGACUGCUCCAUUGCUCAGCUACGCCGUCUCUUCAUGGCCGGAGCAUGCGAUGCGAAGUGACGAAGAAGGUGUCCCGCAGGACGAUAUCCUCGAGAUUGUCGCAUGGCCAUCGAAUGACCUGGUCGAAUUGUGGAUGAGCUAUUCCUCUAUGUUAAACCUCUUACACCCCCAGCCCGACAAGGGAAGUAACCUCGUUCACAUCAGCGCAUUAUACGACAUCCCAGGACUACUGGCAGCUGUCUACCGAAAGGCAGGUCACGACCACCCCUACUGCAGGCAUGAUCGCGGUCAUACCCCUCUGAACAUUGCUUCUGUCAGAGGGCGAAGGAAAAUCGCAAAGAUGCUAAUCGACCCUGAUUAUGCCAUGCGAGUGGCAGCUGCGACCGGUAUGGAGUCAACCAGCGUCAAGCCGACAACAGAUGCGACAGACCUUGGUCGAGGCGGCUCAGAUCCCAGGCCGAAGAGCGUGGUCAAGAUCGUACCCCUUCCCCUGAAUAAGGACGUCGAAAUCAACUCUCAAGGUUUCGAGGGCCGAACGCCUCUUCUGGGCGCCGUCUGCGGCGGGCACGUGGACAUUGUGAAGCUGCUUUUGAAGACAGGGAAAGCGGAUAUCAAUGCGAAGGAUCGUUGGGGAGGAACGGCUCUGGCUUGGGCCGUACUAAAUUGUAGUAGUGAAAUAGUGGAGCUUUUGCUGGCUACUGGAGAACUGCAACUCGAGCCGGUUGACCACGCGGGCGGCACACCGCUGUCGAUAGCUGCUGCUAAACGAGGAUCACUUCAAACACUUCAGCUUCUGCUUGACACAGGCAAGGUGGAUGUGAACAGACGAUGUCUUGAAGGACGGACGCCUUUAUCCUACGCUGCUGGGCAGGGUUAUAUAGACAAUGUGGAAGCCCUGCUAAAGGAAGAGAAAAUCGACAUUAACUCCAGGGACUGCACAGGAAGAACGGCGUUGACGUGGGCGCUUCGAGGCUUAAAAGACCUUGAAACCAUGGCUCCAUUGAUGGAUCUAGCUUCAAUGCAGGAGCUACGGUGGGCAUAUGAAAAAACUGUAGAGUUGCUUUCUAGCGUAGGUGCAGUCACAGAGGAGACUCAGCAGUAA
Messenger RNA from Thyridium curvatum, 3447 nucleotides. RefSeq lists its product as uncharacterized. Lineage: Eukaryota; Fungi; Ascomycota; Sordariomycetes; Thyridiales; Thyridiaceae. The coding region runs from base 1 to 3447 and encodes 1148 amino acids. The transcript is spliced from 5 exons. Gene Ontology annotation, molecular function: protein binding. The record is from RefSeq and is a predicted model, not a curated record.